This is a messenger RNA of Zonotrichia leucophrys gambelii, 1747 nucleotides long. It is a transcript of the gene NHLH1, whose product is annotated as nescient helix-loop-helix 1. Gene Ontology annotation, biological process: regulation of transcription by RNA polymerase II. The transcript is spliced from 2 exons. Bases 1000 to 1356 code for a protein of 118 amino acids. Lineage: Eukaryota; Metazoa; Chordata; Aves; Passeriformes; Passerellidae. Gene Ontology annotation, molecular function: protein dimerization activity; RNA polymerase II cis-regulatory region sequence-specific DNA binding; DNA-binding transcription factor activity, RNA polymerase II-specific. The record is from RefSeq and is a predicted model, not a curated record.
UCCUCGGAGGCUCCGGAGCGGCUUCCCCGGGAAUUCCGGGAUCGAUCCCGGAUUCCCAUCCCGGAUUCCCAUCCCGGAUCCUUCGCGGGACCUCGGGAGAAUCCAGGGAAAGUUUUUUCCUCUUUUCUCCAUGAAUGGAUGAGCAGAAAUCCUGGGAAUUCCUGGAGGAGAAACGCGCGGAGCCCGGGGAUGGUGCGGGACUCGGGACCCGUCGGGAUUUGACCCCUGAGGGCUCCGGAGCCGCAUCCUGACCCCAAAAACCCCAAAAGCCCCAAAAGCCUCGGGAAAAGCUCAAUCCCGGUUUUCUGCCUCCGGAUUUCUCCUCCUGGAUCUCGGAAUUCCUGAGCGAAAUUCCCCAAUUCCCGGCUGGAAUGUGAUGGGGAGGAGGAGGAGGAGGAUCCGCACGGGCCUCGCUGGGAACGGGGGACGGGAACCCCAAAUCCGGGGACGGGAACCCCAAAUCCGGGGACUUCUCCUGCUGAGGUGACCCCAAACCCCCAGGAGCUGCUCAGAGGGGACCCCAAACCACCAGGAACAGCUUGGAAGUGACCCCAAACCACUUGGAGGUGUCCCCAAACCUGCGGGAUCUGCAGGCUUGGAACUGUCCCCAAGUCCCCAGGAUCAGUUUGGAAUUGUCCCCAAACCCCGGGAUCCUUUUGCUGCUGUCCCCAGGAUCCCUUUGGAAUUGUCCCCAGGAUCCCUUUGCUGCUGUCCCCAAGACCCCAGGAUCAGUUAAGAACUGUCCCCAAAUCUCUGGGAUCCCUCUGGGAUUGUCCCCAAGCCACAGGAUCCCCUUGCUGCUGUCCCCAAAUCCCGGGGAUCUGUUUGGAAUUGUCCCCAGGAUCCCUUUGGGGCUGUCCCUGGGAUCCCUUUGGGAUUGUCCCCAAACCCCAGGAUCAGUUCAGAGCUGUCCCCAGGAUCCCUUUGGGGCUGUCCCCAAGUCCCCAGGACCCAUUUGGAUCUGUCCCCAAGGUCACUCUGCCCCCUGUCCCUCUGAGGAUGAUGCUGAACUCCGAGCCCCCGUCCCUCUCCAUCCCCUCAUCCCACCCCGACCCCGCUCCCUCCCUGGCUGCCGGUGCCGGUUCUGGCGCCGGUUCCGGUUCCGGUUCCGGUUCUGGUGCCGGUGCAGAGCCCCUGAGCCGCGAGGAGCGGCGGCGCCGGCGCCGGGCCACGGCCAAGUACCGGACGGCGCACGCGACCCGCGAGCGCAUCCGCGUCGAGGCCUUCAACGUGGCCUUCGCCGAGCUGCGGCGCCUGCUGCCCACGCUGCCCCCGGACAAGAAACUGUCCAAGAUCGAGAUCCUGCGCCUGGCCAUCUGCUACAUCUCCUACCUGAACCACGUCCUGGACGUCUGACUGUCCGUCUGUCCAUCUGUCCAUCCCUGUGUCCAUCUGGCCAUCUGCUACAUCUCCUACCUGAACCACGUCCUGGAUGUCUGACUGUCCGUCUGUCCGUCUGUGUGUCUGUCUGUCCAUCCCUGGGUCCGUCUGUCCAUCCCUGUGUCCGUGUGUCCAUCCCUGCUGCCCACGCUGCCGCCGGACAAGAAACUGUCCAAGAUCGAGAUCCUGCGCCUGGCCAUCUGCUACAUCUCCUACCUGAACCACGUCCUGGACGUCUGACACGUCCGUCUGUCCGUCUGUCCGUCUGUGUGUCCGUCUGUCCAUCCCUGGGUCCGUGUGUCCAUCCCUGCUGCCCACGCUGCCGCCGGACAAGAAACUGUCCAAGAUCGAGAUCCUGCGCCUGGCC